Molecule: messenger RNA, 540 nt
Organism: Aethina tumida (small hive beetle)
Lineage: Eukaryota; Metazoa; Arthropoda; Insecta; Coleoptera; Nitidulidae
Gene: mRpL42
Product: 39S ribosomal protein L42, mitochondrial
Exons: 2
Coding region: 136-501 (121 amino acids)
Cellular component (GO): mitochondrial large ribosomal subunit
Source: RefSeq, a predicted model, not a curated record
GUUUGUUUAUGUUCCUUAGCUUAACCUCAUAUUUUGAUAACUGGAUAACCUCACUGUUGGGUUUUGGAGGUUAUGGAAGUGGUUGGUUGUAUAAUAAAAUAAUUUUAAAUAACUGCAAACAAUAGGAAUUUCAAGAUGUCUGUAAGGAUUCUGUCCAGAGUUCUGGGACAAAAGCUUGUACACCAAAGAGUGUUUUCAUCAGCUGCAUCUGAUUCAAGAGUGGUGUUAACAGAUGAUAAUUCAACACUAGUAAUUUGGCAUCCUAAACAGGACUUCCCCUAUGAACAUACAAGGCCUUUGCCUGAAAUAAAACUGGAGGAAAGUACAUCAGUGCUGAAGACUCAGCUGACACCAGAGUUGAUGUCUGUGUUUAAUAAAAAGACCCCCGAACAAGCCAGACAAGAGUUAAUGAACAUCACACAUACAACAAAACACAGGUGGUUCCCAAGAGCUAGAGAUAAGAAAGCCAAGAAGACUCCCAUGGAUAGAGAAUAUUUAUAAAUUUAGUAAACAGCAAUAAAAGUCUUGUAUAGUAAAAAA